Messenger RNA from Papaver somniferum (opium poppy), 3322 nucleotides. RefSeq names its product WD repeat-containing protein 87-like. The transcript has 8 exons. The record is from RefSeq and is a predicted model, not a curated record. The coding region runs from base 32 to 3097 and encodes 1021 amino acids. NCBI's taxonomy places the organism in Eukaryota, Viridiplantae, Streptophyta, Magnoliopsida, Ranunculales, Papaveraceae.
UCAAAACAAAAAGAAGAGAUUUCAGAGUAAGAUGGCUCGGGGUAAGUCUACUGGAGGUAAGGCACCAAGGAAGAAGCAACUUGCAACUAAGGCUGCGCCAACCACUGGAGGAGUGAAGAAGCCUCCGCGUGGUGUUGCAAGGAUGUGUGGAAUCAAGCAGCCAUCUGCCAGGAUAACUUCCCAUUCGAAAAUCAGCUGUAUAAAACACAUCGAAAGCCAAUUGAAGGGUACUCCAUAUCUAAAAGUGUUGGAAGAUAGUUGCUUUGGGCAUCUUAGACACCUGCCAGAGAUCAGCUUGUAUGCAAAUGUCAUCUACAAUGUACUAUUGCAGAGAAAGUAUCCAUCUAAGAAGGACAAGGAGGAGAAGGAUGCCAUGUCCUUUAAUAUUGGCAAUCAGGAGAUAUGUUUUGGUGAACGAGAGUUUGCAAUGAUGUCGGGGUUGAAGUUUCAGGGGAGUGAAAAAAUAGACUACAAUCCUGAACAAGUACGUCUCAUGAAAGUUCAUUUUCCUGGUCAGCGUAGUGUUAAGUUGGAAGACUUGAUAAAGAAAUUCAAUCAACUGAAGAACAGUGAAGACAAAAUAAAGCUAGGCUUGCUUUAUAUUGCUGAAUCUGUAAUAAUGGGCCAUAAGUCAAGGUGUAUUGUAAAUAAAGGUCGUUUCUUCUUAGUUGACAACCUCGAGGAGUUUAACCGCUAUCCUUGGGGAAAGCUCUCUUUCAAACUGACAAUAAAAUGUCUUAUCUGUCUAUCAGAGAAGAAAAAUGUUUCUAAAUCCAAACACAUGCUUGGAAAAGUGGCUCACGAUCUGCAAGGAUUCCCUCAUGUUUUUCAGUCUUGGAUUUUCCAUAGUAUACCAGUAUUUCAACUGGCAUACACUGAAAAAAAUGAUGAUUGCCCUCAGGCCAUUCACCCUCGUAUCUUGCAUUUGAAAAAGGGUAAGACAGCACCAUGGCAUAAAACAAGCCGCAUGGAAUUGAGCAAUGUAAAGAGUAAGGUUUUACACCCUACAUUGGAUGAACUAAAAGAAGGCUACAUGGCUGGAUUUCUAAGUGAUGAGGAGGUUUCAGGAGCCAAUGGGCCUCAAAAUAAUUCAGGCAUCCAAUCGCUAAAUGGCGAAGAUUAUGCUACCGAACAAUGGGAAGAUGAUUCCAGCUCAACAAAUUCCUUGAAGGUCGAUAAGCAAAAUGGCACCACGAUCAAAGAAGUUAUAACUUUAUCAGGUCGUGUGGAUCAAAAUGUUGAAUCUCUAGAGUACUUGAAGUUGAAACUGGGAAGCGAAAUUGAAAUCCUUAAGAAAGAGAGCUCUGCAGUGGAAAGUGAUGUCGGAUUCCUCAACAAAAAAAGGGAGGAAAUGGAGACUCAUCAUUAUAAGCUCUUAGAAGAGAAGGCUAUACUUAUCAAGGAGAAAUCAGAACUCCGAAGAGAUAUUGAGUCACUUAACAAGGAGAAGACUAAAUUGAGUACUGAUACUGACUUACUCAAUAAGGAGAAGGAAAAAUUGGAAUGUGAUUUUGGUAUUCUCAACAAACAACAUCAGAAAUUGCAAUUUGAUUUUGAGAUUUUAUACAAAGAGAAAACAAAACUAGGAAAUGAUGUUGAGUUACUUAGUAGGUACAAAUCUGAAACGAAAACUGGUUAUGAAAUUCUCAAAGAUGAGAAGAAUAAGCUAGCCACUGAUUUAGAAUUCACCAACAAAGAGAAGGAUAAGUUGCGAAAUGACGUUGAACUUCUCAAUGAGGAGAAGGACAAGUUGCUAUCUGAUGUUGAAUUUCUUAAUGUAGAGAAGGCUAAAUUGGGAGCUCAGUCUGAGUUACUUAGCAAGGAGAAGACAAAAUUGCAGAGUGAUUUUGAAUGUCUCAACAGAAAAAAGUCUACAGUACAAGGUGAUAUUUGUUCGCUCAAUGAAAAGAAGACUUCAUUGCAAGAUGAUAUUUGUUCGCUCAAUGGAGAGAAGAUUACAGUACAGGAAGAUAUUUGUUUGCUUAAUGAAAAGAAGACUACAGUACAUGGUGAUAUUCGCUCGCUCAAUGAGAACAAGACUACUCUGGAAAGUGAAAUUAAAUCGCUUAGCAAUGAGAAGUCUAACUUGGAAAACGAGACUGAUUUGCUUGGCAAGGAGAAGAUGAAAUUGCAAAGUGACAAGGAUAGAUUGCAAAUUGAGAUUGAAUUACUUAGCAAUGAGAAGACUGACUUGGGGAAGGAAACUGACUUGCUCACCAAGAACAAAACGAAAUUGGAAUGUGAUUUUGAGAUUCUUUACAAAGAGAGUACUACAGUGAAAAGUGAUGUCGAAUUAAUCUACAAAAAGAAAACAAAACUAGGAAAUGAUAUUGAGUUACUUAGUAGGGAGAACUCUGAAAUGGUAACUGGUUUUGAAUUUCUCAAAAGAGAAAAGUCUACAGUACAAGAUGAUGUUUGUUCGCUCAAUGAGAAGAAGGCUUCGAUACAAGAUGUUAUUUGCUCGCUCAAUGAAAAGAAGACUUCGAUACAAGAUGAUAUUUGCUCGCUAAAUGAGAAGAAGACUGCGAUACAAGAUAAUAUUUGUUUGCUUAAUGAAAAGAAGACUGUGAUACAAGACGAUAUUUGCUCCCUCAAUGAAAAGAAGACUACGGUACAAGUUGAUUUUCGUUCACUCAAUGAAAAGAAGACUGUUCUGGAAAGUGAAAUUGAAUCGCUUAGCAAAGAGAAGACUAACUUGGGAAAUGAGACUGAUUUGCUUGGCAAGGAGAAGAUGAAAUUGCAAACUGAUAUUGAAUUUCACAAUAAAGAGAAAGCUGAAUUUAUUCAUUCUGUGACGGCUGAUCUUAGUAAGUCCUUUUAUGAACGUGAAAAAGCAUUGGCUGAGAAUGAAAAAAUGUUCAUAGAGCUUAAAGAGAUGAACCACGCAUUGGUUGCCAAGGAACGGUGUUACACUGAAGAGCUUCAGGGAGCUCGCCAAGUACUUAUCAAGCAAAUGGAGUCAGAAAAGUCAACCAAAAGUAGGGUGAUUGGAGUAAAGAGAAUGAGAGGAGAUCAAGUGCUAUGGAAUUUUAAGGAGAAGAAGAGAGCCACACUGAAGGAUGUGAUUAGUUUUCAAUUGAACCGUACAGAUAAGUAAAAGAGACCAACUUCUACAUGUGUCUUGUGCGAGAAUGUGGUAAUGUCUAGUUUUUGGGUUUUCUUUGGGUACACUAGUGGGAGGAUGCUAACAUAAUAUCUAAUUGUAAAUGAUUGUGAAAGAAUUAGGUGACGAGAAAAUGAUAGAUGCGGAAUGAUAUGAUAUAGAUGUUAAUGGUCUGCUCAUGGUAUGGAUCUGAAUUUCAAACUUGUAAAAUGUUUUGAA